Emiliania huxleyi CCMP1516 is the source of this 816-nucleotide messenger RNA. RefSeq lists its product as hypothetical. The transcript has 3 exons. Gene Ontology annotation, biological process: protein ubiquitination. NCBI's taxonomy places the organism in Eukaryota, Haptophyta, Isochrysidales, Noelaerhabdaceae. The coding region runs from base 1 to 816 and encodes 271 amino acids. The record is from RefSeq and is a predicted model, not a curated record. Gene Ontology annotation, molecular function: ubiquitin-protein transferase activity.
AUGUGCAUGGACGUGGCGGAACUCUCAGGCAUUCCCUCAGACUUUGCAUACAUCGCUGAGCUAGACUACAUCCCGGUCAGCAAUCCGAACACUCUCACAGAGGGGACCUACUGGUUCCCUCUCCAUGCCGCUCAGCCUCCCCGGAACGCCAUCGAGCAGGCGAUCGUGGAGAUCAGCCAGAAUGCGGCGGUGCGUGCGACGGUCCCAGUCGAGGAGAUGAGCGGCGUGGAAUGGUGGUGGCAGCAGCAGGAUGUGCCGGGGGAGGACCCGAAGGAGCAUCACACCGACUGCAACAUAGAGAUCAAGCCCGACGGCAGCACCUGCAUCAAGCAUCCCAACAUCUCCUCCGCUGGUUCGCCAUCUGCUGCUGCAGAGGCGCCGGCUGCGAAGGAGGAGGAGGAGCCGCCGGCCGACUUCAUCUGCCCGAUCACGACCGAGAUCAUGGUCGAGCCAGUCGUGGCGGCCGACGGGCAGUCGUAUGAGCGGACUGCGAUCGAGCGUUGGCUCGCGACCAAGUCGACGAGCCCGCUGACCGGCGGCGAGCUCGAGCGUAGCAUCCUUAAUCCCGAACCACAAUUUGCGCCGGACGAUUCGAGAGUGGCAGGAGGCGCGGACGGCACUUUGAGCCCCCAGCGCGGCGAAGAGUGGCGUCUAGCGCAAGGGGGGCAAGCGAAGGGACCGCGCCGCGCACGGACCCACGGCGCCGGGGUGGUGCUUGACUAUGACGAUAGGAUGUACGACGGAGGUGCAGAAUACCUGUCCGCUGUCGCGCCAGCCCGGGUUUUUCCGAAAUGCUUUCUCUACAAUCAUGUGUAG